This is a messenger RNA of Trypanosoma rangeli, 687 nucleotides long. RefSeq lists its product as uncharacterized. Bases 1 to 687 code for a protein of 228 amino acids. The record is from RefSeq and is a predicted model, not a curated record. Lineage: Eukaryota; Euglenozoa; Kinetoplastea; Trypanosomatida; Trypanosomatidae. The transcript has a single exon.
AUGACAAAGAAAGAAGGCAUAGAUCAAGACAAAUCCUUGAACAGACUCCAAUGGUUAAUUCAGCGCAGCAAGGUGGGCUUCAAGGGAAACCCACCCCCCUUUGAAUCCUUGAAGACCCAAAAGUCGGUGGAGUUAGAGAAAAAAAAAGCGUCAAGUCGAGUUGCAGGAGACGGUGAGUUUUUACCCUUUCGUCAUGGUGCUCCUUCACUCGCGGAGGAUGCAAGGCCCACAAAACACUUGCGCGGGGUAGACAACUCAAGGUUUGAGAGACGAGCCGAUUUACAAGAAGUGAAUUACUAUUGCCAGCGAAUAGACAAUUAUACUGGCAGACCCGAAAUUGAGUCCGCACUCUGCUGGGAUUUGAAGGGAGAAGUUGCAGCUGCAGGGGAGGUACAAGGGUCAUGCCGUCACCGCCUUGGUGGUUCCUGGCAUGCUGUAGAAAGGGAACACGAUUCAAGAGGGGUUAGGAACCCCUAUCUUGCCACACUGUCGCCCGCACAGCGGGCAGCUAUAGUUAGAGCCGAUAUAUUAAGCCAUCCAAAAUUUACAGGUGUAAGUCGGGAGUUUCGUGCCGGUGAGGCGUGGUAUGGUGGAACUCAACUUGAGGGGCAGUUACACUUGAAACCGACUAGGGCUUCACUACCUUCUACGCGGAAUUGCAUCCGUGUGCAUGCCGGCUGGCGUUGA